UAUGCAUUUUUUGUUAUUCUGUGAGAAUGGAGCGGCCGUGCGCAUGAGCGUGCGUGACAGCACAGGGCUGCAGCGAGUUGAGGGGCUAUUGUAGCUCACAUCUUGCGAUGAACUGCGAAGACUGGGCGAGCGCUCUGCAAUCCUACAUGUCUUCGGCCGAAUGUCUACGUUCGUCGUGGACGUAGAAAGCGUACAAGUCACGAAGUAACCCGGGGUUUUAUGUGCGCGCUUUCGAGUCAGCCUCGUUCCUUGUCCGUUGCUGCUGACGUGUGUGCGUGCGUUGGAAUACUGCUGCUGGCAUCAGUAGUGCUGUAGCGCCAGCGCACGGUCCACACACCAGUGACAUGCGUUGAUGUGCCACACUAGAAUGGUCGGCUGAUGCUUCGGCCUGCAGCGAGCCCGCCCGCCGCCACUCCACCAGAUGGAGGAUCCAUGCAGCGGUGUGCCACGCUUGGUGCGAGCGCCGGCCCUCAAACGCGGACGUGCGGAUGCGACGCCACUCUCCGAGCGGGUCAAGCUAGAGCGGGUACUGGGCCUGACUGUCACGAGCAGCGCGGCGCUUGACUGCGACCCCAGUUCGGGACUGGUCGCCUAUCCAGCCGGGUGCGUGCUGGUGUUGUACAACACGCGGAAGAACCGGCAGCAGCACAUCUUGAACGCGUCCAAGAAGACAAUCACGUGCCUAGCCUUCUCCUGGGAUGGAAAGUACCUGGCCACUGGCGAGUGCGGACAUCAGCCGCACGUGCGCAUUUGGGAUGUCGCCGAGAAGACCCAGGCUGCCGAGUUUCCGGGUCACAAGUUUGGCGUCACCUGCGUGGCAUUCUCACCUAAUCUCAAGUAUGUGGUGUCAGUGGGCACCCAGCACGACAUGGUUGUCAACGUGUGGGACUGGCGCAGCAACACCAAGCUGGCCUCCAACAAAGUGUCGGCCAAGGUCAAGGCGGUGUCCUUCUCCUCUGGCGGGCACUACUUUGUCACCGUGGGCAACCGCCACGUCAAGUUCUGGUACCUGGAAUACUCUCGGGGAACUAAGUACAAGCCCGAGCCCGUGCCGCUGAUGGGCCGAUCGGCCAUUCUCGGGGACCAACGCAACAAUUACUUCUGUGGUGUCGCGUGCGGGCGGGGUGAGUGCCAGGGAAGUACCUUUGCCAUAACCCGGUCGGGCCUGCUGUGCGAGUUCAACAGCCGCCGCCUGCUCGACAAGUGGGUGGAACUCAGGAGUAGCUGUGCAAACUGCAUCACCGUGGGUCGGGACUGCCUGUUCGUGGGUUGCGCGGAUGGCGUGGUGCGCUGCUUCAGUCCGUCGACGCUGCACUUCCUGGCGACGCUGCCUCGGCCGCACCCGCUGGGUCUGGACUUGGCCCUCGCGACGGGCGUGGGGGGUGCACCCCCUGUAGUGGUAGGCGGGGGUUCGGCCCCGCCCCGUCACCCCCACACGGUCGCCGUCUGCUUCGACGAGGUGCACCGGCGGCUGACGUGUGUCUACAACGACCACAGUCUGUUCGUUUGGGAUGUGGGCGACCUGAAGCGCAUCGGAAAGUGUCACUCCUACCUCUUCCACAGUGCCUGCAUCUGGGGCAUUGAGAACUAUCCGGCCAAUGGGGAUCUGCUGCCAGCGGGCACGUUUCUUACGUGUUCGAGUGACGACACAAUCCGAGUGUGGAAUCUGGAUCGAGCGACGGCCGGUAGUCGCAACAUCUACUGUCCCGAACUUCUCAGUAUCCUGUACAUGGACCCGAACCUGACCUUCAUCUGUGAUGCCGACGUCCAAGGUGGCAGCAGCGACAAGGUGGACACAACGUACGAUGGCAAAAACGGUGUGCGCUGUCUCUGCAUCAGUCCAAACGGGAAGCAGCUAGCCUCGGGUGACCGAACAGGCAACAUUCGAAUUCACCAGCUGCAGAGGACGGGUGCCCAGGAGGUCUGCAAGAUCGAGGCGCACGACUCUGAAGUGCUUUGCCUCGAGUACUCGGGGCCUCCGGACGAGGGUGGCAGGUUGCUGGCCUCGGGAAGCCGCGACCGCUUUGUGCACCUUUUCGACGUGGAACAGGAGUAUGCCUUCCAGCAGACCCUGGAUGACCACUCGUCGUCCAUCACUGCUGUGCGAUUUGUGCGGGACUCUCCUCCGGGCACGCUGCAGAUGAUCUCCUGCGGCGCCGACAAGUCGAUAGUGUUUCGUAAGGCGCAACAGGGACAAGGCCCACCAGCGUUUUCGCGGAAACACCAUGUGGUGGGAAAAAGCACGCUUUACGACAUGGAGGUCGACAGCUCGCAGGAGCACGUGCUGGCUGCCUGCCAGGACAGGCAGGUUCGAGUCUACGCGCUGGCCUCGGGAAAGAACACGCGCUGCUUCCGCGGAAGCCCUGCUGAGGAGGGCACGCUGAUCAAGGUGGCUCUGGAUCCGACAGGCACAUACCUGGCGACCAGCUGCACGGACAAGACGUUGGCACUGUAUGAGUACAGCACGGGCGAGUGCCUGGCUUCGAUGCUGGGCCACUCGGAGCUGGUGACCGGGCUGAGGUUCAGCCACGACGGUCGCCACCUCAUCUCGGUCUCGGGUGACAGUUGCAUCUUCGUCUGGCGGCUGCCUCCAGAAGUGAGCCAGGUGAUCUCUAGCAACCAGGCCGGUGUACCCUUGCCAACCACUUGGCAGGACGCAAGCGCUGCCCUGGAGGCCGAGCGAGACCAGCGGUCGUCCUCUGUGGCUGUGGCACGACCCUUGGUGUCUGGCAGCCCACAGGAGGAGUCGUCUCCCGAGUACCGGUUCACACUAGGGCCCCUGCCCUCGUGGGCCAAGAAGCAGAUGAUGGAGCAGCAGCAGCCAGCCAACAGCAAGCCUCCUACUGUAGCACCACCACCUGUUCCACAGCCACGAGGUCGCUGGGCCCAGCGCUUCGACGCCGCUCGUGCCAUCUUUGAGAACGGCAAAGAGCUCCCGUGUGGAGGUGCCCGGGAAGGCGACUCAAGCAGCGCAGCAAGUGGCAGCGUACGUAUGGAAGACGGCGACGCCGAGGACGAGCAUUCUGACACGGAGGGGAGCGGUGGUGUCCUCUACCCCGUGCCCCAAGACGGAAAUGGUGCCGAGCCUGUUGGCAGCUUCCGGGUCACGGAGGCUGACCUGCCCCGCCGUCGUCCGCACCGACGUGUCUACAACAGUACCCCAGAUCUGCAGAGCGAAGCGAACAGCGAGGACGAAGACUCAAGCAGCACGGCCGAGCUGCGGCCGCUGUCGAUGUGCGUGAGCACCGAAAACCUGGACAAACUGGGCCAGCGGGAGCACUUCAUGCGCGCCAACUACGAGAGUCUCGAGCAACCUGUGACGCCCCCAUCCCUGGCGUCGGCGGGUCCCAGCCCCGGCACCCGGUCGAGCCUGUCUGCUCGCCACCACCGGCCGGAGCCCUCCUCGCUGGGCUCGGGCAGCAGCCGGAGGCGAGAGGAGAUGGCGCAAGCCUUGAACCAGGCACGCCAGAAGCUGAACGCCCUGGGCUGGUGCAGCAGCAAGAGCAGCGGCGACUUGCUCUCGGCCAACCCCGAGGAGAACCUCAUCCGCCGCACGGCCUCCAUGACCGACAUCUCGGCCAGGCGUCGGCUCACCUACUCAUCAGGUGACUCGGUUGGCCUCUGGUCCCAGCAGCAGCAGCAGCAACAACAACCUCAGCAGCCACAGCAGCAGCAGCAGCAGCAUCAGUCACUGACGCCCAUGCAAGGCAUGCUGCGCAGUGCCAGUCUUGGGGCCCUGCACAUGGCCGGUAGGCGGGCAGCUCCGGUGCAGGUGUCCGAUGACUCCUCUUCUUCCUCGGACAAUGAGUCGGCAGUCAAGGGCCCCACUCAGGUCGUGACCCCAAGCAGCGGACGCGAAUGGGGUGGGCGGGGUCACGAGGGUCCGCGUGCCCUGGUAGAGCCCAUGCUCCACGGGGGUCGUGGAGGCGGAGCAUCCACACCGGGCACGCCACGGCCCCUGCCCCCGAAUCCGGCCGUGGCACCUCUCACUCGGGAGCUCUGCGAGCGCGUUGCCCAGGAGCUGGCACGCAUCACUUCUUAUGCCAUCCACGUCUUUCAGAGGGUGACCAUGGAUGUGGACCUUUCCCCAGCUGACCGGUCAGCCAUGACCAACACCCUGGCCCACGGUGUGCUGCAAGCACAGCAGAACCUUCGGCCAGCAGCGCCUCCGCCGUUGCUGGCACCACCAGGAGCGGCACCUCUGUGGUCGGCACCGCCAGCCGAACCACCAGUCUUCCAGCAGUUUCCAGCUGCACGCCGUUUUGCCGCUGCUGAACCGGCACCUCCCGCCCAGCCACCGCCUCCCGUGGCACCCAUGGGCGGUCCCCUCAAUCAGUCGAGCUCGGACCUCAACGCGCUGCUGCAGCAGUACUCAGAGCAGCUCAUGAAGAUGGUCAAGGAGCAGAUGGCCAAAGGCGACAGCAAGCCCAGUGAUUCCACGUGACGCUAUUUUUUAGACGCACGAGCCAUUUUUUAUUAUUUUAUUUUAUUAUUUUAUUACUUGCUGCCAAUAAAGUGGUCUUUCAGCUGGUGA
Molecule: messenger RNA, 4534 nt
Organism: Rhipicephalus sanguineus (brown dog tick)
Lineage: Eukaryota; Metazoa; Arthropoda; Arachnida; Ixodida; Ixodidae
Gene: Wdr62
Product: mitogen-activated protein kinase-binding protein 1
Exons: 25
Coding region: 422-4444 (1340 amino acids)
Biological process (GO): mitotic spindle organization; regulation of mitotic cell cycle
Cellular component (GO): mitotic spindle
Molecular function (GO): protein binding
Source: RefSeq, a predicted model, not a curated record